Diversispora eburnea is the source of this 186-nucleotide messenger RNA. NCBI's taxonomy places the organism in Eukaryota, Fungi, Glomeromycota, Glomeromycetes, Diversisporales, Diversisporaceae. The record is from the annotation of a GenBank genome assembly.
AUGGAUGAAAAGGACGAGCUCCCGAAUACGAUACUUAUCAUACCUACGUGUACUGCCCUUACAAUUAUUACCAGUCAUCGUUACACAACUCCGAUACCAAUAUUACUCUCUUAUGGUUAUAGUCAAGCUGUUUUUACUUCUUCUAGUGCUUCUAAUGCUGCCGCUACUGACACUUACAUCCGUUAA